AUGAAUCCCCUUCCGGCCGCCUCCGAUGGAACCGAGAGCGUGCCCAACGCCGAUGGAGCCACAAGCGUGCAGGAGGUUGUGCCUCGAAUCGCCCUCGGACCGCCGUCCCAAAGAACAUGUUCUACUUGCGAUUCUCAGAAGUUGAUCGACCUCCGGGGAUUAGUUGGGCUGAUUGACGUCGCCCGUUCCACAGGUGGUUCCGGCCCUCUGAUCCGCAUCGCCGGUACUAGUUCUCCUGGCUACGCCAUCUGCAAGAAGGCACCACGGGAGCUCCCGGGGCUGAUUGACGUCGCCCGUUCCCAAAGAGGUUCCGGUUCCAUGAUCCAGCGGCCGCAGCUGCCACCGCCGCGCUGGUCCCUCAGAGAUUCCUUAAGCGACCCCCUCUUCGAGAUUUUUGCGGUAUAUACAUAUUUCCCUCUCAUUGGCGAAGUAUUGGUCUUCAAUGGCAUGGCCACACAGAUCAUCAGCCAGAGCAAGAGUGUGGAUGCGUUUAAUUCAAGCAAAGCGCAAUGGGAAUUAAAACAUCCCAGAACUAAACAUGUUUUCAGGAUGGAGCUGCCUCCUACGGGGCCAUCUAGGUACAUCUCAGCCGAAUCAGGCGUUCUCCUUCAAGUGAAGAUUGACGCAACUGAGAAUGAACCUGUGGAGGUAUCCAACAAGCUGGUGGAUUGGUUCAAUUCGCCCAUGUCUGACAAAUGCAAGUCUGUCACCAUCCAAACAAGCAAAGGCAAAGUAGAUGUGUUAUGCGCGGUGAUAAAUGAUGCUGUGGAGGUCACCCUGAGUGUAUGGCUGUGCAUACCAUGUGAGCUAUGCUCCAGUAGUAUACACGGUUCCAUCACCGCGCACACAGACAUAUUUCAUCGUGAUAUCACCGUAUUCACCAGAGCUGCCAAUUCAGGUGUUAAUCCUCUACAGCGUGUUGCCCAUCCAGUACCGCCCUCUCUCUGCGAUGAAUCGCACCGCCAUGUGUGCCUCCCAUUGGUGCGGCCUUUCCUUGCCGUGCCUAUUCAAGCGACUCGCUUAGAGUUUAAGGGGUCCCUGACGAUAGGGAAAUCCAAAACCCUGAGUAUCAAGGAAACCGUUCUUCUCAAUGCGGAGGAUAUUUCGAGCGAGUGGUUCAAGCAUGAAGAUGAAGAUUGCUAUACUAGGCUGUCCCUGUCUAUUAGGUGGGCUCGCUAG
Molecule: messenger RNA, 1179 nt
Organism: Triticum turgidum subsp. durum (durum wheat)
Lineage: Eukaryota; Viridiplantae; Streptophyta; Magnoliopsida; Poales; Poaceae
Source: the annotation of a GenBank genome assembly